CGUCUGCCCGGCCGCUCUCGAGUGCCCCGGAAGCGGUUGCGCCCGCGCCCCGGAAGUGGUUGUGGCGGCGCUUCGGGUCCCUGGAGCUGGCCGGAGGGUAGCGGGGUCUCACGGUGGAGUCGGAGCCAUGUUCCUGACGGUGGCUGCCUUGGCCAAGGCCAAAUCCAAGUACAUCCUUGUGAGGAUGGUGAGUGCAGCAGGGACGGGCUACUGUUACAACAUCAAGAGAGCCCGACUACAGGAGAAAUUGGUCCUGCUGAAAUAUGAUCCCAUUGUGAACCAACGUGUUCUCUUCACAGAGAAGAGAAAAAUACGUUCCAUCUGAACAACGCCUUGUAAAUGGACUUGUUUUAUACGUCAGUUGGACUCUUGUGGGGGUUAGGGGGGGAAAUCUGCUUCUGAAAUCCUGCAGUAUGUGCUAAAAAGAGAGGAAAUAGACUCGAUCAAUGCCUCCUGUGAUUUGAAGGCCAUUGUGAAUGAGAACAAUGUAGAGAGAGAAAAGUCUUAGUGUCUGGACAUAGA
Mauremys reevesii (Reeves's turtle) is the source of this 522-nucleotide messenger RNA. It is a transcript of the gene MRPL33, whose product is annotated as mitochondrial ribosomal protein L33. The record is from RefSeq and is a predicted model, not a curated record. Gene Ontology annotation, cellular component: ribosome; mitochondrion. Gene Ontology annotation, molecular function: structural constituent of ribosome. Lineage: Eukaryota; Metazoa; Chordata; Testudines; Geoemydidae. Gene Ontology annotation, biological process: translation. The transcript is spliced from 4 exons. The coding region runs from base 128 to 325 and encodes 65 amino acids.